Aspergillus caelatus is the source of this 629-nucleotide messenger RNA. RefSeq lists its product as uncharacterized. The transcript has a single exon. The coding region runs from base 104 to 580 and encodes 158 amino acids. Lineage: Eukaryota; Fungi; Ascomycota; Eurotiomycetes; Eurotiales; Aspergillaceae. The record is from RefSeq and is a predicted model, not a curated record.
GUUGCAUAUCCCUCCAUCCCACAACUUCCGCAGGAUAGUCACUCUUCAAAAGAACCAUCAUUAGUCUGCAUUACACUCUGUGCACGGAAGGUGAACAGCAAAGAUGAGUACUUCUCUUUCUCUACAAGUUACCAUCACUCCCCCAGUUAUUCCAGCCUUCUCCGAGCCGCCGACAGUGCCUAUACAAGUGUCUGUGCACAAUCCCUCCGACACGCCGAUCACAGUGCUCAACUGGGGUACCCCGCUGGACCCUAGCGCUAAUGUCCUAAGUAUCUUCGACCUCCGUGAUACAACCGAAAAUCAGCCGGUGACCCUGCCAACCAUCAAAAUAUCCCGUCGGAUGCCACCCUCGGUUGAUGAUCUGGUAGAAAUCCCGGCGGGCAGUUCGGUCGAGAAGGAGGUUACACUGCCUCACGUUCCACUCACCAUGGGACACGAGUAUUCCGUCCAGGCUAAGGGAAACUGGCAUUCGGUGUGGGAGAGUCCUCGCGACGACGUUACUGCGGAGAAGCUGGAGCACCUUGGAGCUGCCGAACGGGGCGAGUUCACAUCAAAUGUUGUUGCCCUACGCAUUGAAUGAGAGAGAUGAUAUUGUAAUUUGUUGAUUUCCCCAAUGUUGAAUUGGGUAG